This is a messenger RNA of Aspergillus homomorphus CBS 101889, 245 nucleotides long. RefSeq lists its product as uncharacterized. The coding region runs from base 1 to 225 and encodes 74 amino acids. The record is from RefSeq and is a predicted model, not a curated record. The transcript has 2 exons. NCBI's taxonomy places the organism in Eukaryota, Fungi, Ascomycota, Eurotiomycetes, Eurotiales, Aspergillaceae.
AUGGACACUUUCCAAUUCGAUGUUAUCAGUUUGAGGUUUUGGCAUUUUGCUGUCACCAUCACCUUGCCGUGGUGGGUAUUUCUCUAUCUGAGGAACCGUCGCCGCAAUGGGCCCAUCCACCGAAAGCUGCCAUACAAAUGGCCGCUGGCUCUCGAUAUUUUCAAGAGCCAGUACUACGCUCUCACACGUGGAAGCUUGCUUGCCUACCAAGCAGACUAUUUCUAGAAGUUCCAGUUCGGUCACAC